CCUGGAGAGGCGCACGCCGUCAUGCCUCCGCUGGAGCAGUUCAUGGAGGUGUGUGUUGAGGAGAGACGGGAGCGCUUCUACAGAGACGUGGAGCGUGGAGACCUGGUUAUCGGAAGAAUCAGUUCGGUGCGAGACUUCGGCUUGUUCGUAACUCUUCUCUGCACUGCUGGAGGACUGGAACGAGAUAUUGAGGAUCUGGAGAUAAAGGCCCUCUGUCCAUUACGAUCUGUUCCUUCCGCUGGAAAUCACGAUGAUCCUCUGUCUUAUUACCAAAUUGGGGAUUUGAUUCGAGCUGGGGUGAAGGGCAUUGACCGCUACCACGAGAAGCUGACCUUAUCACUGUAUUCAUCCUCACUGGCUCCUCACUUGGAUAAAGUUAAGCUGGGAGUCAUAAGCAAAGAAGAUCUUCCUCUUCAUUAUACCCGGGGUGAAAAGGUGGCCACAGACAGCAGCCAGACGUAUGAGAAGCUUUUGGAGAGCUCUCUUGGUUUGUCCAACCCUUUAAAUGUGCACUUCCUCCUGGGGAAGCUGGGAAUAAGCGACACACAAACACCUUCACUCAUGAGGGGCUUGCAGAGUAAACGCUUCAAAGAAGAUGAUUUUGCUACAGCUAUUCGGAAGAAACAGUCUGUGUCCUGGGCCUUGAAAUGUGUUAAAGGUGGUGUUGACCAUUUCAAAUUGGGUCGUCAUGUAGAAGCAAUGAAUGAGUACAAGAAGGCUUUAGAGAUCGACACAAACAACGUGGAGGCUCUUGUGGCACGUGGAGCUCUAUAUGCAACCAAAGGAAGCUUGAUGAAAGCUAUCGAUGACUUUGAACUGGCUUUGGAGAACUGCCCCACACACAGGAAUGCUAAGAAAUACCUCUGCCAGACACUGGUGGAAAGAGGAGGACAACUUGAAGAGGAAGAAAAGUUGGUGACCGCUGAGGGUCUCUACAAAAGAGCCACAGUAUUAGAUGACACGUUUCAAGAGGCUGCAGAAGCCCUGGCGAAACUUCAGUUACAUAUCCAGAAAUCGCUUAAACUGAAAGAACAGGAAGCUGCCAAAGAGCAGGAACAAGCUAAGACUGUGGAGACAAGUGCAGAGAAAUUGCGUAAGAUCCUAAAAGAAGAGAGAAGAAUGAAGAAGAAAAGGAAGCGGUCGACCUCGUUCUCUACAUCUUCAGAUACGUCCUCAACUACAAGCGACGACUCGCCUCCAUCGAGUCGCAAAAAACCGAAGAAACGGAAACACAAGCGCCGGCGCUCAUCUCAUGGCAGUAAGAAACACAAGAGGAGAGUGUCGUCUUGUAGCGAUAAAACGGCGGAAGCUGACACAGAGUGGUUUCCCGCUCCUGCUAACACCUCCGCUUCCUACAUCGACCAGAAACAAUCCAUAAGCAAACUUAUCAGCGAAGGAGAACAGUCUUGGGGCAAAAGCCGACACGAAGACGGCAGAGGUAAGUUAGAUGAUGCUAUCGACAGAAGCCUGGAGAACGUCACAUAUGGAGCCCAGCCUGAAGCGUCUAGACUGGGACGUCCUGGUGUGAACGGCCAAGUUACAGAUCGACACAGGACUCCGAGCACGUCUGAGCAUGCCAGAAACCGGAGGGAUUCUUCCUCUUCAACCCAGUCCGAAUACUCCCACAGAUCUGAGCGACACACUAAGGAAUUUUCCUCGCAAGGCAGAAAACGUAGCGAGUCGGAGCGAGGCGGGAAUGAGAAGAUGGAUAGAGCGGAGAGAAAUAGUCGUGGUCAAGAUGAUGGCGGGAAGUCUUCAGGUGUAACCCUCAAAAAAGAUGUCCCUUCCAACUUGUUUGACAUUUUCAGUCAAGUCUCUGAAUUUGAGAAGGAAAAAACGCUGAAAAAGUAAAAGAGCUGUCAAGAGUAACACUAGUGGUGCUUUCAUUACUAGAACUAGCAGGUUUAACCCUCAAGUAUAGCGAUUGAAAUAUAUGAUAGUUAAUGAUAGGUUGAUCAGAACUGUUUAGUUUCAUAAUUUGAGGUUAGAUUUGUUUGUGGAGGGGGAAGUGGGGAGCAAAGCCAAAAUUUGUGAGGUGAAUGAUGCCUCAGUAUUAUAAUUUGCAUUCAGUAUAAUGUCAGUGUUCAAAUAAAUGAAUGUAAUGGUCAUGGUUUGCUCUGUCUGUUGUUAC
This is a messenger RNA of Sinocyclocheilus anshuiensis, 2131 nucleotides long. Its product is annotated as tetratricopeptide repeat protein 14-like. Bases 22 to 1851 code for a protein of 609 amino acids. The transcript is spliced from 11 exons. NCBI's taxonomy places the organism in Eukaryota, Metazoa, Chordata, Actinopteri, Cypriniformes, Cyprinidae. Gene Ontology annotation, molecular function: nucleic acid binding; protein binding. The record is from RefSeq and is a predicted model, not a curated record.